AUGCGGAGCGUGACUUUAUCUCGAACUCCAGCGCCACUGGAACGAGCCUCUGUCCUAAACACUCCACCUUUUCCUCAAGUACCUACUAUCCGGCUUACGACGGCAACUCCUUUGUCCACAGAUUCACAACUCGCCGACGUUCCCUCGGAAACGACAAUAUUAGCCCCCAAGUUGCAAGCAACCUCGCGGAAGCGCCUCGUUCCGAAGAAAUCGAAACUCAGCCUACUAGGAGGGGGCAAAAAGGAGAAAGGCAAGGACUUUAGUGACAUUGAGCGUCGCGUGGGCGCGGCUUCUCCCACUAUGGGCAGAAGUUUCGACAUAUAUGUAGAUCCUGCAGAUGAUCCCGAUAUCGGCGAGAUAGUCGUUUUGAAGAAAAAGAAGUCUCGCGCAGGUCUCGACGAUCUCUACUGGGGUGCUCUAGGCGACGUGACCAACACUGGCAAGCGUCCGAUAUCAGACAAAUUGACGCGGGUAAAUAAACCUGCCACAGCAGAGUCAUUACCCAAGGCGACGGAUGACGAGAAGGAGAAGUGGUGGACAAUUGGACGCGGGAGGAAGGAUACUAAGGAGAAGUCAAAAGACAAAGUUAAGACGAAGUCCAAGGAGAGACUGAAGGAGGCAUCAAAGGAGAACUCCAACAUCAAUACGAAGGGUAGCGCGCGACGAGUCACCAAAUCGCGCAAAUCAUUGCCUCAAGAGCAGACAAAAAACUCGGAGACGAGGCAACGCUCACAAUCCCUCGAUGCUGGAAUGAUUUUUGCAUCUACACCAGAUUCAUUUGCCACGAAGUUCAUCUCGGUUCCAAUGCCUAAUGAUGAUGAUGACGACCGCGAGCCACCUCGUCGCGGCCAUGUUCGAACUAAUACGUCCCCGAGUCUUUAUGGGGCACGUCCAACUACACCAGAAGGAAUUGCAGCCGUGACUCAGCCUUCCGAGGAUAAGGAGCGACCAAGGACUGGCUCGAUUGCCUUACGUGCAAUGCGUUCAGUGCGCUCUCUUGCGCGUAUCAGUAGCUGGGCGCAGCUCAAGAAUACGCCUCCGGAUGAUGGCGAGCAAUCGACCGAGAAACCUGUUACUAAGACCGGGAAUAAAGACGUGAAGAGAGAGAGGAAGAAGAGCCAUCAGAACUCCAGGAGCAGUUUUGAAGCGCUCAAGAGUACUUUCGGUUCUGUCCGGAAGAGCAUAGAUCUGACAGGGACGAUUCGUUCGGUUUCUUCUCAAGCGACGGCGGUUUCAUCAUCGUCCGAUGCAACAAUACGUCACAGAAGGAGGGAAUCCGGUGCAUCAGUGUCCACCAUUCGAUACGAUAGCUCGGUGACGACCCGGGUCGAGCCAAUCAUCGGACGGGUUUCAAAAAGUUCGGGUGCAUCAACAAUUCGCUGGAAUGACCAGGUUGAUACAACGGGAGAACGUCAUUCACCGGGCUCUGAGGAAUCUGCAUCGUCGAGCAUGUCGGAUAGUCGCCGUGAAAGUAAGAAGCGAUUGCCUGAAGGACGAAGGCGACCUGGACUGGCCUCGCUUUUCCCGGAUCUCAAGCGGGACAUCUCCAAAGCAGCAGAUGUCCAAGAAAAGGCUGCUUUCCCCCUAGUUGCGCCACUGUCGGACAGCGCUGAAAGGGAGUCGGAAACUUCAACGACGUUGCUUGACAUUACCAGUGUCACUUCUCUAGAUACACCGUCAAGAAGGGUUCGUCCACGGCCGCUGUCUGAGCAGUUGCUUGGGCGUGAGCGGCCAAAAGGUAUCAUAGGGGAUAAGGACACGGGCGUUAUUCGAAUUCUGGAUGAUGUGACGACCAACCUAGCCUGUCUCAUUAACCGGCUCGAUCUAGAAGCCACUCCAACUUCGUCUCCGGUCAUUGAAUCUCCGAGAAGCACGCUUACUGAACGAUCCCGAAGCAACAGUGCGGUCACUGAAAGCCCUGCAAAGAAGGCCGCUAGGCAGCGUUCUAUGGACAAACUGAUCGGUACAUUGAAGUCGUACACACAUCGUGCUAAGAGCGCUUCUACGUCUGCUGCUGAUCUCUUGGGACAACGAAUUGCUCCAUGGAUCGACUCGAACGCGGCGCCAGAGCCAGAGACAACAAAAAGAACGGAACGACAACCCGCCUUCCGGCAUGAACGGAAAGGGACAUGGUCACCUUCGAGUUUCCCGGCUUCCUAUGAGAGUGCUCCUAAAUUAAACCCGCUGCCAGUGCCCUCGCGUUCGCGUUCGAAUCUCAAGGAAUGUACAGACCAAGUACAGAGUAAACCAUCUUUGAACAAUGUCGAGGUCGAGGCAAAUAUGCCAAGCUCCUUUGCUACAUUCGGCAAGAGGAGGUCAAAUGGCUCCGACAGGUCGAUGACUUCGACGAAGACGGCGAAAUAUCAAAAACGUGGUGGACGUGGCUCCUCUAUUUCUCAGAACGCCUUUAACAUGUCCUGCGAGAACGACGUCUUUGCUGACAUCUCAGCAGGGUAUACAAGCGGCAAACGAAGUACUCUCGGCUCACUAGGCUCUCAGUCAAUUGCUUUGGACCCGAGCGAUCCGAAUUACGAUAUUCCCAGAGAACUUCGGAUAUUGCUGGACAAUGGCUCAGAUCGAGACACGUCGUACUCACUCAGUGCCGAUCGAGGAUUCAUGGCCGAUCAUGAUGCGUUCAUGUGUCCUUUACCUCCAUCCCCUGGCACUCCUCCCAAUAUGCCCCUUCCUCCAGUCGAAUCUUCUGAGUCAGUGUCGCAAUCGUCUCCUUCUAGUGAGCUGAAUGAACUUAAUGACGAAGCUUUCAUCGCAUCCGACGACGAGAGCGAAACAAAGAAGUCUUUUGACUUCACCGCCGAGCUAAGGAAGUUGGACUGUUCACGGGCGACGGACAACCAGAGUUUUGCUAUGCAACUCGAGGAGGCCUUCAAGACGCCAAGGAAAUAUUCUCUUCGUGGUCUGGGUCCGAAAUUCGGACUCCAUGUUAAAAAUGUUCCUGACGUGCCUCUUGUUCCGGAGCAAUACCACGUAGCUGCACACGAGGUCGCUCUACCCGGAUCGCCGCCGACUUCAGACCCGUUGGACGAGGAGUGUUUCGAAGACAGCAACUUGACGAGUCACUUAAGCCAGGACGAGUCGCAUGAGGAAGACAUUUGUAUAAGUCGUCCUCUUCACUCGUACCAGCGUGGAGUUUCUUCAAGACCCUCCCAAGGUCGUUUGGAUUUGAAUUUCCAAUUCGGCGGUAAUGCCUCGGCACGGAUAAAGUCAACUCAAUCUUCUAGGGACGGUCUUGCACAGCUGUCUGCCGAAUCCUCAUCGUUACAGAAAUCCUAUACUCAUACGAGAUCAAGCGUAAACUCCGAUUAUUCCACGAAGCUCAGAGCGAUGGUCGACUUCCUUGUACCAUUGUCAAAUGAUGGCCGCAACCAAUCCCGUGCCUCAUUGAACUCGACUACUUCAAGCAGACCAAUGACACUUUCAGACAUAAUUCCACCACCAUCUCACGACAGCCGUAGGAACUCAUACAUGUCCGUCAGCGAGGAGGAGAGCAUAGCUUUGCAAUCGAUAUACGCACAAGCAGAUUCGCUAUCAGAAGUCAGUCUGUCACCAGAGACAGGGGUCGUCCCGACUGGCAAUGCCGGAGGGAGCGACCUGGACCGUCUCGUUGUGCACUCCAGACAGAAUUCCGAUGUUAGUUUCUCAGGUUUGUCCGCUUAUAGCGAGAUACGCCGGGGAUUUGAGUUUGGACCUUCACGCCCUGUAUUCUAUCCACCUCCCGUUCCUGGGUCGAGUAUGGGUAAUUCUUUGCAGGUUCCACAUGCAGACUGGCGUAAUUCACUGCUAAGUCUUGGGUCAGUCUCUUCGUAUGGACGUGUUACCCGUGCUGGGGCGAAGGAUCCUUUCGGCUAUAGUGUUCCUGCACGACCGAUCUCCGAUGACAUGUCAUAUACCGUGGACGAUACGUUUUCGUUCCUUCGUCAUGAUCCCAUGCGCCAAAGAGUCGAUAGCGGUGCAUCUAAUUUCUCUUUCGACUCGAAUUAUUCGCAUCUCAGGCCUGAUGUGCAUCAACGGAGAAGCCGCAGGCAAGUCGAGUCCAUAAUCUCAGUAACCUCAGGCCCUCCUGUAAGCUUGUACAAUCGAGGAUUCAAUGCUGGGCGGACGACUUUAACCUGGCGUCAACGAACCUCUUCAUUCGAAUCUAUUGCGAGCGGAUUUUCUGCACAUCAUUUGGGUCGACCUGGAAUAGGGGAUAAGAUGUUUGAAUCUGCACGUGAACAUGGAAUUCCGCUCGAGGCCAUCUCAGCUUCGCCGUCGCAAUUAGAUUCGAGUAUGAACUGGCAAUCAUCGUUUGACUCCGUUGUGGAUGCAGAUCGUGAUCAGGACUCCCUCAUCGACGAGACAGGACGACGUUCUAUGAUAGGAUCUCGCGAGUCAUUGUUUGGCAACGACAACCAGCAGUUUGAUCUCCGCCCACCUCAGUUCAGGCCUGUUUCAGUUUAUAGCACAUAUAGCCAAGGAAGCCCUAAACGUGAUGAUGACACGAUGAUCUCAAUGCUUGGUGGAGGGUUUGUCCGACGACGUUCGAUUCGCUCGACGCUUGAGGGUUCGCCUUGUGCGCGUGCAGAGAAACGACAGCAGCAGAGGUAUCUAGGACGCAUCCUCACACGUAUCCCGAGUGGAGAAAAUGACGAUGGCAGUCUCAACUCAUCCCAGGCUGAAGUCUGCAUGAUCAGUGAACUCUCACAUCAUGAGCAGGAGACUGAGGCCUUGAGUCGCAGGAGCAGUAAUGAGGCGUCGCCAGAACGUGUACAACCGGACAAGAAGCCAGCCUUCACGUUACUACGAAAUUCCGAAAUAGAAGACCAAAAAUUGGAAGCAACUGCUGAGCAAAUUGUGGACACAUCACGCCUCUCUGCAUAUGAUGCUCAGUUUGGUGACAAUAGAAUGAGCCUCGCACGGAAAGGUCUGCUUGAGCGACAGAGUCUCGAGGACUGCUGCCUCAGUGCGGAGGGUGAAGAUACGACGAAUACCAGGCAAUCUCUCCCUGUAUUCCGCCGGCCAGAGCGUCCUGCUCGUCUGCGUAGUGCUUCAACUGGGCAAGCUAGUUCUAGUGUGGAUACACCACCGCUGUCAACAUCGCGCUCAUCGACACAGUUUACUGGGUCACAACACAGUAUCGACCUCGAUCGCCUGAACGUACUUCUCUCCAACUCGACAAACGUCAUCAGUGACGCGGACAGAGCAAGGCUAAGGAGACGAGGAAGUGGACAUCGCCGCAGAAUUUCCGAGGCACGUGCAUCCCGCACCUCGUCCGUCUACGAGACCAUUGAAGAGGCUCCUGAGAUCUUUGGCUCGAUUUCCAAGGAUUCUCUGGACUUAUCGAUGACUCAAAAUUCGUCUAUGACCGACGUGAGCAAUGUGCGUUGGGAGAAUGAAGACGUUGGUCCUGCGCUGCGGAUGAUUCGUGACCUCCAAGACGAGGCACGAUUGGUCGUUGAUGCAAGUCGAUCUCAGUGGGCAGAUACGGCAUACUCCAUUGAUGCCGUUCAAUCAUUCCAACCACCACGUAACCCAGCAAGCUGGAAAGCUUUACUUGAGCAUUCUCAGAAAAACUAUGGACCUCUGCCCCCGGAGUUGUCGGGUUGCGCUCGACGCGCACGAAAGGCUUCCCGGCCCUCUCCUUAUCCCCGCACUCGUGUUUUUACCAGAAUCCCUGUAUUCCAGAGACCCCCUGCUCCUGCAAAUGUUCUGCUAUCGAACGCAGACAUCACUGAACGGGAUUCAAAACGAUUGCAAGAAUUGACUGUGGAUCCCAAUACCAGGGCAAAUGUCCGCCAAGGGCAAACUGGAGUCGGCUUGGCGAAACCAGUCUUCACUGUGACAAGUGGGGCCAAGAAAAGCACCAGGGGUGCAUCACCCAGAAAAGACGGCACUAUUCGUCCGCUCCGUUCCAGUACAAUUUCCAGCCCUCGCAAGUUGAUGCCAAUCGCUGGAAAGCGUGGGAAUGGCAAGUCUCCGUUGAAGAGCAAGUACGGCAAGGAAAAUAAUGAUCAGCGCGCGUCACUCAGAGCUGAUUCACUUAGAUUCGCUCGACCGCACCCUCACAAUCGAUCAUCCGCAAUCCCUCGGACUUUACGCAUAUAA
Fomitiporia mediterranea MF3/22 is the source of this 6102-nucleotide messenger RNA. RefSeq lists its product as uncharacterized. The coding region runs from base 1 to 6102 and encodes 2033 amino acids. The record is from RefSeq and is a predicted model, not a curated record. The transcript has 7 exons. Lineage: Eukaryota; Fungi; Basidiomycota; Agaricomycetes; Hymenochaetales; Hymenochaetaceae.